AUGCCUCCCAGGCAGGACGGGCCUCCGAAGACCUUCACCUUCAUCACCGGUGACCCACGCAGCAAGCAGAACAUUACUCAGAUACGCCGCCAUGCUGGACAAAGCUCUGCUGCCAAAGCAAGUUACCUGGGUGGAAUCCCCUCUGCUCGACCAUCACCACCACCAAACCCCCAACAGUCAGCAGACACUGUGCAGACCCAACUCUCGGAUAAUGGCUACCAGCACCAACCUGGCAGGCAUUCAAGCUCGAUUUCGGCGGAGGCAGCCACGCCGCGAAUUCGCAUUUCCUCACCAGACACAGUCUCGAAAUCACAGGAUACCUGCGCGAGUCAAGUACGAAGGCUGACGAUCGAUGAUCUCGUCAAUGCAGUUCCUGACCAGAACGAUAAUUCUGACUCUAGGCGUGAGGUAUCCGAGUCAUCACCAAGAAGAGGAAACGCUCGUGGACAAACAGUGCAGCAAAGUGAAGGUGCUGUUCUUACGGCAACGCCUGGGCAUCCGCACCGGAAAGACCAUCCAAGUACCAGCCAAGAUCGAUCUCAUCGAAGCUGGAACAAAGCUUCAUCAUCGCGGCGUCCAGCAUCAAAAGGCGUUUUCCGUGCCAUCCCCAAUGUCUCCAAACGCCACAAACACAGCCUGGCAGCCUCCUCUCUAGUAUCCUGGCGAUGCGGGCCAUCACCUAAUUUUCUCAUUCCGUUGUCGCGGGAUGAGUCUCACAUCGCGCGAGUACUCCAGAAGACGUCCGAAUUCUACAUUAGUAGCUUCGAAUCAACAUGGCUGCCUCUCCUUCAUCAUAACAGCUCAGUAUUUGACGGAAUAAGCACCAUCGAGAACUUCAGUGGCUCUAUAUCCACAGCUGCCAGCCUUAUCUCCAUCAAUCAUAUUGAGCCCGCCACCAGGAUCUUGAACCGGAUCGUAUCUGACCUCCAAAGCCUCCUCACGAUAGAACACCCACAGUUGUACUACGUUCUCGCAGAACUCUCACUUGACACAUCGGACACUGGCAUUGGCCGUCUUCGUGCGGAACUCAAAACACUUGCAUCCGGCAUGGCAGACUCGGCCCUUGGUAGACACCACCCCAUCGCAGAACUGCUGCGUCUCCGGCUGACGCCAGCCGUGAGCACCCGCCUUCGCGAGCUUAUCCAACGCAAGGUUCGGUCUUUGUACGCCACCUUCUUCACCUCGACUUCCUAUCAAGCGAUCGGCCAGUCAUACUUUCUCGCACGCCUCCUCUCGCACCUCAACCAGCCAAACGAAGCCAUGGAGAUCCUCGCCUGGUUCAUACGCACGUCCGAAGUGUCAUUCGGGUCUCAGAGUCUGAUGCCAGUUACGGGGCUCCUCGAACUCGCCAAGGUUCAUCUAUCGCAGGCCCAGCUCACGGACACGCACAUGACAGACACAAGUCCGGCUCCGGACUCGACCCUGCGGGCUGAGGAGCUUGCAAGCGACGCACUGAACCGCACGCUCGGUCUGGACCCGAGCAACACCGUACCGCCCUUGUCUACCACGAUCGUCCAUGCGCGCAUCGGGUGUCUGCGCACGCUGGGACGUGUGCACCUCAUGCGCCAGAACUUUGCUACUGCCACGCAGUAUUACUCCGAAGCCGUCAGGAUCGGGGGUGAACAGCUCGGUCCAGAUGUGCCGGCUGUGCAACUUGCGCUCGCGGACCUGGUCGGGGCGAGUGAUCUGGCUAUGAAGGCGGACAUGCACAUUGGGUCAACAGUCAUGGGCCCGCAUAGCAGCGCAGCAUUGCUUCAAGAGUUGAGCAGCAUUAACAUUACAGCAGUCCUUUAG
Molecule: messenger RNA, 1794 nt
Organism: Exophiala spinifera
Lineage: Eukaryota; Fungi; Ascomycota; Eurotiomycetes; Chaetothyriales; Herpotrichiellaceae
Exons: 1
Coding region: 1-1794 (597 amino acids)
Molecular function (GO): protein binding
Source: RefSeq, a predicted model, not a curated record